This is a messenger RNA of Echinops telfairi (small Madagascar hedgehog), 6610 nucleotides long. It is a transcript of the gene PRKG1, whose product is annotated as protein kinase cGMP-dependent 1. Bases 174 to 2234 code for a protein of 686 amino acids. Gene Ontology annotation, biological process: protein phosphorylation. Gene Ontology annotation, molecular function: ATP binding; cGMP-dependent protein kinase activity. The record is from RefSeq and is a predicted model, not a curated record. Lineage: Eukaryota; Metazoa; Chordata; Mammalia; Afrosoricida; Tenrecidae. The transcript has 18 exons.
GGAGCCCGGGCACUGGGCAUGCUCAGAAGCCAGGGCUGGCUUGGGGCUCAAGUGGGAAGCUUCUGCACUCGGGAGGCGGCCGCGGCGACUUUGGGGAAAGUUGAUCGGAGCGGGGAAGCGGCCCCGAGACGCGGAGCAGCGGCAGGCAGGAGCCCCCGGCAGCCCGGAGGAGCAUGGGCACCCUGCGGGAUUUACAGUACGCGCUCCAGGAGAAGAUCGAGGAGCUGCGGCAGCGGGAUGCCCUCAUCGAUGAGCUGGAGCUGGAGUUGGAUCAGAAGGACGAACUGAUCCAGAAGCUGCAGAACGAGCUGGACAAGUACCGCUCGGUGAUCCGGCCGGCCACCCAGCAGGCGCAGAAGCAGAGCGCCAGCACCUUGCAGGGCGAGCCGCGCACCAAGAGACAGGCGAUCUCCGCUGAGCCCACUGCCUUCGACAUCCAGGACCUCAGCCAUGUGACCCUGCCCUUCUACCCGAAGAGCCCACAGUCUAAGGAUCUCAUAAAGGAGGCCAUCCUUGACAAUGAUUUUAUGAAAAACUUGGAACUGUCACAGAUCCAGGAGAUUGUGGACUGUAUGUACCCGGUGGAGUACGGCAAAGACAGUUGCAUCAUCAAGGAAGGCGAUGUGGGAUCCCUGGUAUAUGUCAUGGAAGAUGGGAAGGUCGAAGUGACGAAAGAAGGCGUGAAGCUGUGCACCAUGGGUCCAGGAAAGGUGUUUGGAGAGUUGGCCAUUCUCUACAACUGUACUCGGACAGCGACCGUCAAAACUCUUGUCAACGUGAAACUCUGGGCCAUUGAUCGGCAAUGUUUUCAAACAAUAAUGAUGAGAACAGGACUCAUCAAGCAUACCGAGUAUAUGGAGUUUUUAAAAAGCGUUCCAACAUUCCAGAGCCUCCCUGAAGAGAUCCUCAGUAAGCUCGCCGACGUCCUUGAAGAGACCCACUAUGAAAAUGGGGAAUAUAUUAUCAGGCAAGGCGCAAGAGGAGACACCUUCUUUAUCAUCAGCAAAGGAAAGGUGAAUGUCACUCGUGAAGACUCACCAAGCGAAGACCCAGUUUUCCUUCGAACUUUAGGAAAAGGUGAUUGGUUUGGAGAGAAAGCCUUGCAGGGGGAAGACGUGAGGACAGCGAAUGUCAUCGCGGCAGAAGCUGUCACCUGCCUGGUGAUCGACAGAGACUCUUUCAAGCAUUUGAUUGGUGGAUUGGAUGAUGUUUCUAAUAAAGCUUACGAGGACGCAGAAGCUAAAGCAAAAUAUGAAGCUGAAGCUGCCUUCUUCGCCAACCUGAAGCUGUCUGAUUUCAACAUCAUUGACACCCUGGGAGUUGGAGGUUUCGGACGCGUAGAGCUGGUCCAGUUGAAAAGUGAAGAAACCAAAACGUUUGCUAUGAAGAUCCUCAAGAAACGGCACAUCGUGGACACCAGACAGCAGGAGCACAUCCGAUCGGAGAAGCAGAUCAUGCAGGGAGCACACUCCGACUUCAUCGUCAGACUAUACAGAACAUUCAAGGACAGCAAAUAUCUGUACAUGUUGAUGGAGGCUUGCCUAGGUGGAGAACUCUGGACCAUACUCAGGGAUAGAGGUUCAUUCGAAGAUUCUACAACCCGGUUUUACACAGCAUGUGUGGUGGAAGCGUUUGCCUACCUGCAUUCCAAAGGGAUCAUUUACAGGGACCUCAAGCCAGAGAACCUCAUCCUGGAUCACAGAGGUUACGCCAAACUGGUUGAUUUUGGCUUUGCAAAGAAAAUAGGAUUUGGAAAGAAGACAUGGACUUUUUGUGGAACUCCAGAGUAUGUCGCCCCCGAGAUCAUCCUGAACAAAGGUCAUGACAUUUCAGCUGACUAUUGGUCCCUGGGAAUCCUCAUGUAUGAACUUCUGACUGGCAGCCCACCUUUCUCAGGCCCAGAUCCUAUGAAAACCUAUAACAUCAUAUUGAGGGGGAUUGAUAUGAUAGAAUUUCCAAAGAAGAUUGCCAAAAAUGCUGCUAACUUAAUUAAAAAACUAUGCAGGGACAAUCCAUCAGAAAGAUUAGGGAACUUGAAAAAUGGCGUGAAAGACAUUCAAAAGCACAAAUGGUUUGAGGGCUUUAAUUGGGAAGGCUUACGAAAAGGCACAUUGACACCUCCCAUAAUACCAAGUGUUGCAUCACCAACAGACACAAGCAAUUUUGACAGUUUCCCUGAGGACAGUGACGAACCACCGCCUGAUGACAACUCAGGAUGGGAUAUAGACUUCUAACAUAUUUCUCUUACCUGCUUCUGCCUUGCUGAAGACAGCUUUAUCUGAGACACAGCUGCCAGCAUACCUGAGGGAAAGGGAGAAGAUUUGCGCUCGGGGUCACCGUGAUGCCUUUGAUCGAUGCUGCUCCAGUAACUCCAGUGGCAUUAGGACUUCUUGCUUAGAUGACUAUAGCGCUCUUUACUCGUUUUCUGUUCGAAUCUAAAAUAGCAGUUGACAUGGUGGUCCUGAAGCAAAGCCUUUCACCAGUAGAGAUGUUUUCUAUCGUUGCAUUGAUCUUGCUUUGCUCUGAUUAUAGACUGUAAGAAACACUUCAAUCCAGUAAGAGUCGGUACCUGGCUAGAGUGAUCCAUCAGUUCAAAAAAUCACAUAUGGGAUAGGAUAGGUUACUGUGGUACAGAAACUGGGCUCUCCCCUUUCUUCCACUGAGUGUUGUGGGGCAUCCGACUGCUAGCCAGUGUGUACAUCAUGCAGAAGAGGACCACACAUCUGUUGGUCGUAGAGCUUCACCAUUUUUAUUUCCUAGUCGUGCUGAUGACGAGACUGAAUGUUACCCUUCCAACAGAUUUUAAAAAUUGAUACGAAAAAGCACAAUUGCUAUGGAUUCUGCUGAGAACUCUUACAGCAGGGAUGGCUGCGUUUCCACAGAGGGUUGAAAACCAUGCAUGACACUCGUUUGUUUCUUUUUGACAAAUUGGCAUGAUCGAGUGGCACACAAAGGAAUUAAUAAAACCAUUUCAUGUUCUUUAAAAUAUUGUGCUUAAAGAUGGUCCUGGAAAUAAAUGACUAGCAGCCAAUUGGUUUUAUUUGUUACCUAACAUACCCUCAAACUGAGGUUUAAAGUACUCCCUUUUAUAAAAGUAAUCCCUUGGUGGUGGGGUGGGGUGGGACAGAAUUAAGACCCAUCCAAAAAUAAACGUUCAAAUAAACAACAUAGGUGCUAUGUAUAUCUUUCAUCUGUAAAUGUCAGUGUCUGAACAGACAACACAAAACUAACCAUUUCAUGUCUAGCCAGAGACGCAAUCAUUUUCACUAAAUUUGUUAAAACAAAUUCCUGUCAGAUUCUACUUAUACAGUGUAGCCUAGGGUGGAGGGAGGAAGGUGGAUGAAAACCUGAUUGAACUAGCUUCUUGUCUUGGGCAUGAACCAAACAUAAAAUCAAAGAAAGAAAGCGCAAAGUUCAAGUAAUUCAGAUUUUCCAGGUGAGAAGUCUUCCUGAGGCAAGGUCAGGGAGUAGACAAGAACUUGGCCGGGUGCUGAUCACCUUUGUGUGAGUGAGCCAAUAUUAGUGCAUGUGCAUGUGCAAGGAAGAAAUGAGUAUGGGGAAAAUCGGGCAGGUGAUCUCUUUAAAAAUUGUUUUUUAUUGAACAUGGAGAGUAACAUCACAAUUUUGAACUUUUAUACCAGUCUGAAAAGACUAGGCUUGGAAAUACCCCAACAAUUUGCUAUUUCACAUGCGGAAAAGAAUGAACAAUUUAAACGGAAUCAUUUUUGGGCAGGGAGGUUGACUAUUAGCUGUCACAAGGAGCAGGGCCAUUGCAAAGUUUUCCUUGACAAAUAGCAUCCUAGCUUUCUAGACAAGAACAUAGCCUUAUAAGCUGUCAUCCUCAUUUGGAACUGUGCAUGAAUUUGGUGUAAUGAAUAGAGGUGUGCUCUUUCACGUUGAAGAGUUGAAACCCAAUCAAAUGUUGACCUUGCAGGAGCGUGGGGGAGUCAAAAUAGAGCCUGGCAGCAUAGCGAGAAGGUGCACACGAUCAAGUUCUUCAUCUGCGCUACUCAAGACCACUGUAGGAUGUCAUGUACUAUCAACACAUCACACUGAACACACGCACAGUAUAUGAUUACUAAAGGCAAAAACUACACUAAGACUAUAUCGUUAGAAUAAAGUUAAAUUAAUAUCUUUGAUUCUAAGAUAUCACUGCUAGUCUAGUAUAAUUGUUUCCCACUUAAGCAAUCUCUCCAAAGUGGUCUAUUUCCCCAGGAUAAUAAUUUUCUUUUACAGAUUUCAGAAUCGACAAUGAACUAUAUCAAUUGAAAAUCUAAAUUUGAAUGCUAUUUCAGAGGCUUUCUAAUCCUUCUAAAUCGGGCUUUAACAAAAUAUGUUCCCAACGUGAUAGUCAAGGUUAAUUUUUUUUUUCUUUUGUAAAUUAAAAAUAGUGUGGUUUUUGGCAUUAGAGGUUUACCUGAUCUUAAUUUCAGAAAAUCAACUCCUGCAGCCUUUCGGAUAGCCCAAACGUCCCCCGAGAGUAGCCCUCACGGUGGGCUUUGGAACUAUAGUUCAAGUGUAAGACAAGCAGGAUAUUCAAGCUCUCUUGAGAAGGAAGAAGUGGCAUUCAGCACAAUGUAACUGUGUAUUGUUUCUCCCAUUUGUUACUGCAUCUCUGUUCACCUGACACGCGGCAUAGCAUGAGACAGCUAAAGCAAUCACCCAAAAUAAAGGUGAACUACAUCUUCCAAGAAUUACUAACAGAAAACAGUCAUCUAAUUUUCAACAUUGAAUUUUAAGGAUUUAAAUCUUGUCUUAAUGAAAACACUAGGGCUAUAAAUCAUGAUCAGCUCAUAAAAUGCAUCUCACUUUAUUUCUGAAAACUCCAUAUUCCUUCCAUGUUAAGACACAAAAGGAAAUCGGUGACUUAAAAGAGUGUUAACCUGCGUGGUGUGUUAACUGACUUUCUUGUUGAUGCCUGACUAUGAACAAUGUGGGCUUUCUGUGUGUCUUGACUCACAGGAACACUGACAACUGCCAAGGAAAGGAACGUCCUAAUAUUUGCGAUGGAUUGGUUACAUUAGGAAAAAAUUCCGGAAAAUUUCUAUAAACGAGUUUAUGUUAAGAACUUCUUUCUUCUUAAGAUAUAAAUCAGGUCAAUGUGGCAUUUUGACAAAUUUAUUUUCAUUAUUCUUUACAUGUGGUAAUUUUUUACAUAAAAGUAUUGAAUAUGUAUGUGAAUUACACAUGUCUAAUAAUACAUAAACUCAACUAUUGGAUUCUUAUUUCAUUUCUAAAUGACUGAACUGAUGAUGGACUUAAGUUUUAAUAAGUCAGCUACAGUAUUGAGAACAAGGACAGGAGAGUUGAUUUCUGACUGUAGAGGUGACCUGUGCAUUAUCCAUAACAACGUUUUCUUUCACAAUAGGACCACAGACAACUAUUUAUGUAAAUAGAUAUUUUUGUGUGAUAUUUUGUGGUACAUAUAACUUUUUUUUAGAGUUUCACAGCAUUAUUCUUUCAUCUUAUUUGUAUUGGAUAAUGUUUUUAGGUCCAAGUAGACUUGAAUUAAUGUCAUUAUUGUCAGUAUUAUUGAAAAUUAUGUCAACUGUACUGUUACUCAUCUGUCCCAUAGUUUAGAACAUGACCUGCUAUCUGGCGUUGUUGCAAGUGCCUUAACUUCCUGGCAUCCUAUUAAAAAACAAAUUUGGUGUUAUGCUGCAUGACAAAGACAAACACACCUCAAAAUGUUGUCCUUUCUUAGCUUGCUGCGUUUUACAGUUCUUUCUGCUAACAAUUUAUAAGCCUUUAUUAUAUAAUACUGAUGAAUUAAUUACAGAAAUGAUGAAGUUGUUCUCUUAUUUCUGUUAAAUGUACCAGAGCUGUGUAUCUGUUAAUGAGAUACAGCAUCAUUUCUGUGAAAUGUAUAAAUGUACGUGCAGGUCAAAUUAAUAUAUGACAUACUAUCAGUCUGUAUACAGGUGUUCCUGUUUUGCUAAGCUGUGCAGAUUCAGUGAAGAACAAUAGUGCAGUCGAGUUCUAACAUAGCUCAUUUUGUAGAUUCCAUGGACAAUGGUUCAACCCAAAAGGAAAAUGGGAAAAUGACUGCUAACUACACCUCGUUAUGAAACCAAUGAUGAAAAAGUACCUUGGUGCACCACUCAACAAAACAGGAUGCUUUCUCUGAGUUCUUGUAUAUGCAAAUCAUUUAGGAAGCAAGUUUUCAACAGAACUAGAAAGUCAAACAUGGAAAGUGUGUUGUUACCCUCCUCUUAACCUGCCCAUGCAUUAAACGACAGAGCUCUGAGACACUGACACACAUUGACUCAGAGAUUUGGGCUUUCCAAGUAAAGAGACAUUUCUUUAAGUAUCAUCUAUCACAUUUAUUUCAGUGUAUAAUGUUUUAAAACUGGUCAGUUCUUUUGUAUUCUUACAGCUGUGGUUGUUUGAUUGUCCUCUGAUAACUUGUCCUACUCGAAAGAGUCCUUUAUUAGAAGCAACAACUGUCAUCAAAUGGUCAUUGACCACUUGCACUCUUUUGAUGUAGAUUAAAACCUUUUUCAUAAACGUAACCUGCUUUGAUUUGCUCUGUAUUUUUCCUGCAGCUGUAAUUGCCGAGUGCCUGUUGUAUACUUUAUAGAGUUGAAAUAAAAAAAUAAUUACUUUUGAA